AAAUCCAUCAUAAUAAGGUGCAAGAAAAUAUACUCACCCAGUAGAGAAAAUUCAAGAUGAAAUCCUUUGUUUACAACAUUUUCUUUGUGUUCUUUUUUAAUCUCUUAACCAAAAUCCAAGUUUCAUUAGCAGAUUGUGACAACCUACAAGACACAUGUCCAUCAAUUUCACCAAAUAAACAAACCAUAUUCAUCAAUGGUCUACCUUGCAAAAAUCCAGCUAAUGUAACAGCUCAAGAUUUCAAAACCAAUGAAUUAAGUAACGCUAGUUCUAUGGACAUUUUUGGCGCAUCCGUAAAACUUGUCACUGCUGCUGAGUUUCCAGGGCUGAACACUCUUGGUCUCUCGAUUGGAAGAAUCGAUAUCGAUAAUGAUGGCUUAGUAAACUUCCAUUAUCAUCCUCGAGCUACUGAAAUGAUCUUUGUUAAAAAAGGUGUAUUACUAGUUGGGUUUAUUGAUACACAAAAUCAAGUUUUCCAAAAUGUUCUCAAAGUUGGUGACGUUUGUGUUUUUCCUAAAGGUUUGUUCCAUUACAUUCUCAAUCAAGGUUUUGAAGAAGCUAUUGUCUACUCAGUGUACAAUAGUCAAAAUCCUGGACAAGUAUCUAUCAUUCCUACAACUUUUGACACAACAUUGGAAUCUGUAGAAAAGCUGAAAAAGAAAAUUAUCUCACUUUCUGCUUCUCAAGUUCAUGGUGAUGUUAUCAGUUCAACCUCUUAGCCAUUCAUAAUAUUGCUGCCUUUUGACUUCUUAAGUAUUGGUUCUCUAAUUCAAGUCAAUUCUUACAGUGAAUAAACGAAUAUAGUUUUGAUUUUGUUUGGUUAUUGAGAUGGUCCAAGUUACAUUCUGUAUUAUUUAUUAAGCUAACUAGAAAAGGAAAAAAAAAACAAUGUCAAUGUUUAUACAACAAUGCUUGGGAAUAAUGUUAUUUCUUAAUAUGCUUGGAGUUUAUAUUAUGAUUGCACUAACGCUGAUUAAAUUUGCAAAAGACAAAUUAGUUCAUUUGUGAAUAAAUUCUUUUGUUAUA
Medicago truncatula (barrel medic) is the source of this 1026-nucleotide messenger RNA. Its product is annotated as germin-like protein subfamily 3 member 4. Lineage: Eukaryota; Viridiplantae; Streptophyta; Magnoliopsida; Fabales; Fabaceae. Bases 57 to 719 code for a protein of 220 amino acids. The record is from RefSeq and is a predicted model, not a curated record. The transcript has a single exon. Gene Ontology annotation, molecular function: manganese ion binding.